AUUCUCAGUGACACAGACCAAACGAGCUGUUUUUAAUGUCACUCUGUUGUUGCAUAUGAGUCACAUGUUUGUGUUCAUUGUGUGUUCUUUUUUUUUUAGAAGUGUGUAAGCGAUUACUGCUUUUCUUUGGAUCACCUCCGAUUUGUGGCAGGAAAUCUUCCUGUGGCACACAUUUACAGUGUGUGUGUGUGUGUGUGUGUGUGUGUGUGUGUGUGUGUGUUUUGAAGGCUCUGGGUGAGUGUGUCCAUUCAUCUUACACAUCCAUUUUCAGACCACGCCCCCUCAGCUCAGCAGGUAAAGCUGAGCAUCACAGUGAGUUUCAUUCAACAGGUCAAAGAGGGAAGAAGAAAUGUCCUGCCUGAAGAAUUUCACUGUUGUCAUCUCAUGUGUGCUCCUCUUCAUCAUCCAGCCAGGUCGUGGUUCUGAGAUUAUUAACGGGAAAGAAGUCGAGCCACACUCACUGCCUUUCAUGGCUUAUGUGACAAGUCCAGAUUCUUUCUGUGGGGGGACAUUGAUCCAUCCACAGUGGGUCCUGACAGCUGCCCACUGCACUGGCAUUAAUAAGGUGACGUUGGGAGCACACUCAAUCAAGAAACGGGAAGAAAAUUCUAAACAGAUCCGAGAGGUUGUGACACACGUUCCUCAUCCCGACUACACCAGUGUAGUUCUGGGCAACGACCUCAUGUUGCUCAAGCUCGACAAACCAGCGAAGAAAACCAGGGCAGUCAAAUGUCUCAAGUUACGAGCAGCCAGAGACCCGGCAGCUGGCAGCACGUGUCUGGUGGCCGGAUGGGGAAUAACUGAAAACAACCGAACAUCAGACGUCCUCAUGUCUGUCAAUGUGACUGUGGUGGACAGACAGACGUGCAACUCUCGUGAUUAUUACAACCACAGACCUGAGAUCACCAGAGACAUGAUAUGUGCUGGUUCAGAUGGUACAAACGUCGCUGAUACCUGUCAGGGGGAUUCAGGAGGGCCGCUGUUGUGCGAUGGAGCGCUGGUUGGAGUCACUUCUUUUGGAGCAGGUUGUGGUGUCAUUAAAAAACCUGGAAUCUACUCGUUUGUCUCAAGGAAACAACGAAAGUGGAUCAAGGAAACAUUAAAGUCAGCUUAAAUGUCAUGAAAGCACAGUUUGUGCUAGCUUGCUCACAUUCUGCACAUGGCGGUCCUGUCAUGGUCAUUUCCACUGCAGGAAAGGCGGGAACAUUAACUGGACUGACCUGAACACGUUUUUUAGCCAUUCAGUAUAAAAAAGGCACAGCCACUGUGAUGGUUUAGGGAUGACUGUUGUUCUUUUUAGCUAAAACAACGAUUUGUCCUGAUACAUUUUCUAGUUUUUUCUACUUUCUAAUAAAGCUCGUGGCUCUUCUUUCA
Messenger RNA from Oreochromis niloticus (Nile tilapia), 1374 nucleotides. Its product is annotated as granzyme K. The transcript is spliced from 6 exons. Bases 350 to 1114 code for a protein of 254 amino acids. The record is from RefSeq and is a predicted model, not a curated record. Lineage: Eukaryota; Metazoa; Chordata; Actinopteri; Cichliformes; Cichlidae. Gene Ontology annotation, molecular function: serine-type endopeptidase activity. Gene Ontology annotation, biological process: proteolysis.